GCCUUGCUGUUCUUCACUCUCUCGCUUUUUUUUUUCUUCUUCUUCUUCCUGUGGGCGCUCCCCUCCCCCCUGCCUGCGUGGUGCCUGCCUCCCUCGGUCCCUCCACAAAACCUCCCAGGAAGGUCACCUCGCUCACAGCGUCACACAGUCACUUCACAGAAUCACAGUACAGCGGUAGACCCACCUGAGGAGAGUAGCAGGGGGAAGAAAAAUAGGAGCAAGAAGACGGGGUGGAGUCAAGAACUGGUACAAACGAAUCGUGUUGUCUGCAGAAUGGAUUCAGCAUUUGAGGCUGCUGUUGUACUCGCACGUACAUGAUGCCUCUAGACCUGCGCAAUCUGCAGGUUUCAUAUAUCUGCAGAUCUCAUCACCACAGCUACAAAGAUUACUGCCCUACUCUGAAGGAGGAUAUCCAAUACUAGAUGUCAGGACUUCUUGCAGCAGUUCUAGGAGCUGCUGCAGGAGGCUUUGCACUACUAGCUGUUGUCAUAGUCGUAAUAGUGCUUUGCCUAUGGCAUCACAAAAGAACUUCAGACUCUUCAGAAAGUAGUUCAUCAGGUCAAGCUCUACCAGAGUCACAGGGAGCAAGAAGUCUUACUUUGGAGGAACUGAAUUUUGCUACAAGGAAUUUCAGCAAUGCGAAUCUUAUUGGACAAGGAACGUUUGGAGAGGUAUACAAGGGUUUGCUCCAGGAUGGCACAGUAGUAGCUGUUAAAAGACGGCAUUCUCCUCCUAGCCAAGAAUUCAUUCAAGAGGUUAAUUACCUAGCAUCUCUCUGUCAUCGAAACCUUGUGAAACUUUUGGGGUACUGCCAGGAGAAUGGCAUGCAGAUGCUUGUUUAUGAGUAUAUCCCCAAUGGCAGCGUCUCUACACAUUUACAUGGUAACAGCCAUGCUACAGGUUUAAGGUUAGAAUUCAAGCAGAGACUUUCUAUUGCUCAUGGCACAGCUAAAGGCCUGAGUCACCUGCAUUCGCUGACACCCCCUGCAAUCCAUAUGAACUUCAAAACUUCUAAUGUACUUGUGGAUGAGGAUUUCGUACCAAAAGUUGCAGAUACUGGAAUUCCAGGCAUGCUUGAUCGACUUGGUGUUACAGGACUGUCUUCCAGAACAUCUACCGAUCCUUUCGUUGAUCCUCGAAUGAAGGAAGCCAUGAACUUGAACUUUUCCAUACAAAGCGAUGUAUACAGUUUUGGUGUGUUCCUUCUGGAGUUGGUUAGCGGACGGAAAGUUGUGUCUGAUCAAAGCAUCAUUCAAUGGGUACAGAACUUCCAGGAAUCAAGUGAUAUCUCCGCGAUUGCAGAUAACAGAAUGGCCAGUGGCUUUACCUCAGAAAGCAUGAAGGAAUUGCUGCGCUUGACAUCAUGGUGUGUUAAUCCAAUGAACGACCAGCGUCCGUCGAUGAGCUUGGUGGAGGCUGAAAUACACCGGAUUCGCGAGCAGGAGAUCAGCCUCACAACAGUCAUGACAGAAGGCACCCCAACUGUGACUCUAGGCAGUCAGCUCUUCACAACAUCAAGGUGAAACAUCAGUGGGAUAUGCGUAGUCUAGGAGAGAAGCUAGUUCUCUCAUCAGGGCAGUAGAUUAGCCUUGUUCUCUUUCCCAAAAAAAUCGUCUUCAUAGCGAGCCAGCUGCUUCCCAAGUGUACAAAAAAAGGACAGCUGCGAGGCUUAACCUUUUUUUCCCCAGUUUUGUUACCCUGAUGGUUCCUUUCUAAUUCUCCCUUUUCUGCACAUAUUUUUAGGGAAAAUAAUGACAUUUACUUUUUCUGGAUAAUAAUAAUAAUAAGAAUGGGUGGGUGGUGGCAGACCAACGGAUCUUAAUGUUCAGUGCAUCAGUCUUGCUUGUGUUUUCUCAAUGUAUUGGAGAAACAUGAAAAAAAAAA
Molecule: messenger RNA, 1884 nt
Organism: Sorghum bicolor (sorghum)
Lineage: Eukaryota; Viridiplantae; Streptophyta; Magnoliopsida; Poales; Poaceae
Product: wall-associated receptor kinase-like 20
Exons: 9
Coding region: 423-1523 (366 amino acids)
Biological process (GO): protein phosphorylation
Molecular function (GO): protein kinase activity; ATP binding
Source: RefSeq, a predicted model, not a curated record